Messenger RNA from Closterium sp. NIES-67, 4864 nucleotides. The record is from the annotation of a GenBank genome assembly. Lineage: Eukaryota; Viridiplantae; Streptophyta; Zygnematophyceae; Desmidiales; Closteriaceae.
CCUGAGCGCGUCUAGGCUUCUGCCGCGAUUUUCUCAACACGGGAACUGCGCUCCCGCGCACCCACACUGUUCAACAUUGACACGUCGUCGCGCCGUCCUAGGUUGACACGUGUCGUCCAUGAAUAAACUCCAGACCAUCACGAAUGCUCUAGUUACCGCAAUAGUCGCCCAAAGCGUGGUUGCGUUCACGUUGCGGCGAAAUACACUGGCGGCAAGCAGUCUCUCAUCUCUCUCGUCCAUUGCCAGCACUAGCAUUAAUCGACGACGCUCCGCCAUUCAUACUCUCUCGUCCAUUCAUUCGUACACUGACGCUCCAUCCCCUCGUCGUGCUUCCUCCAUCACCACUCCGCACAACGAAGGUGCCACUUUCCGCGUAUAGACGCCCAUAAACUCGAGCGCGCGCUGGUCCGUUCCAUCCAGGCACCGCGAGAGCGACUGGCCGACUGCUCCCUGCAUGCUGCAUGAGCGACACUAGAUCGCUUAGGUCACUCCCGUAGUAGCUCGCCGCCAUUCGUGGAUCGCUUAACUCUGAACCUACCUUGACGAAGCUGCUGCUGCUGAAGGCUCUUUUCGCUCACCGCCUCGAUCUUGCCGCGGCGUAGCGGGAAGCGCAUUGGUCGUCUGUCCGCUGCUCCGCCAAGACCGGUCGCUCAAUAGCGGGGUGGGGGCGGGCGGGGGAGGGGGGACGGGGAAUGGAAGAGGCCGUCACGGCGAAAAGCGCGCGGGAGGCGGAGAUCGAGCGGGCGUGGCGGACUGCAAGGGAACAACCGGGGCUGCGGGGAGGAGCGCCUGGAAGCUCAGAGCCGUUUCACGUGGCGGGGGCGCGGGGGCUAUCGGAGACGCGGGCGGGGGGCCAAGAAGGGACUGGGGGGACGCAAUGGGGGGCGUGGGCGGGUGUAUCGGGGGCUGCGUGGGAUGGGGACUGGUUGGGAGCGGUGCGGCGGAGAGCUGGGCCGUGGGAGGGGCGGCCACUGGUGGUACUGAGUCUGUUCGACGGGUGCGGGGCGAUAUGGCAGGCGCUGCACGACAGUGGCAUUCCGUUCAUUGGCGUCAGCUCUGAGAUCGACCCCUUUGCAGUGGAGGUGGUGCGGCACAGGUGGCCGUCAGUGCAGCAUGUGGGUGACGUCACCACCCUCACCCCUGCUGCCAUCGCUGCCGCUCUCGCUGCUGCUGCCACUGGUACUGGCACUGCUACUGGCAAUGUUCCCACUGCUGCUGCUGCUGCUGCUGGUGCUGACACUGCUGCAUCUCCCCCUGCUGCUGGGCCAGCAGCUGGCACUGUAGCUGCCAGCAAGGGGACUCUCCCCAGAAAGUGCAAGGAAGCUUCACCAGCUGCUCCUGCUGGUGGCCAAGUCGACCUCAUAGUGGGCGGCUUUCCUUGUCAGGACUUGAGCAGCAUGAACAGGACAAGGGUGGGUCUGCAUGGCCCGCGCAGUGGGCUCUUCUUCCACCUCCUCCGCCUCAUCCAGCAGCUCUCUCCCAAUUGGUUCCUGGUGGAGAACGUGGCGAGCAUGCAGUGGAUGGAUCGAGACGAGAUCUCCAAGUAUCUGGGCGUGCCGCCCAUCUGCAUCGACUGUGCCGACCUCACAGCACAAGCUAGGAGGCGGCUGUUUUGGACCAACCUGCCGCUGCCAGCUCACAUGCCGCCCGUGCGCUUCCACCCGUCUACUCUGCUGCAGAGCAAGCUGAGCCACGCCAUCGCCACUGAAGACAAGUGCGCGCCUGUGAUGAAGACCAACUUCCGCACGGCAGGCAAGGGAAGAACCAACCAGGUGAUCUGCAUGCGCUCCCACUCCGCCCGCUUCUUCCUCUCCCACGAGAUCGAGAGAAUCUUUGGAUUCCCACCCGGAUACACCAAGAUCCCCGCCGCCCGGUUUGCUGCUAUCAAAGCCGGGAGGAGAGGGGCAGGCGGGGAGAGCACAGAGGGGGGUUGGAUGAGUGCAUCUGUUGGGUUUGGUACAUGGAAAGGGGAGGAGGGUUGGGAGGAGAGGGUGGUGAAGAGCGAAGGAGGGGGGAUGAAAGACGGUGCAGGUGCUAGCGACCCCUCCUCCUGGCCUUCCUUCUCCCCCGUGCGAGUGCUGGGUAGGGGGGCAUUCGAUGGCAAUGACGAGGGAGACGCAUGGGCUCAUGGUGUGAAUGAGGUGCAUGCACGCACUGCUGAGGGGGAUGCCGAAGGGGGGCCGCUUUUGGCCCAGGAUAGUGGGGACUGGGUGUUGGGGCUACCAGCAGGGGAAGAGGCGAAGGGGUGUGGUGACGGGGAGAAGGUGGGGAAGGAGGGAGGUGGAGCUGAGUUGGGAUUGGGGGGGAAUGGACACGUGGAAGAGAAGGGGACUGAGAUACGUUGCAAUGCGGUGGCAAACGGUGAUUAUGCAGUCACAAAUGGUGACAAUGCGGUGGCAAACGGUGAUUAUGCAGUCACAAAUGGUGACAAUGUGGUGGCAAACGGUGAUUAUGCAGUCACAAAUGGUGACAAUGCGGUGGCAAACGGUGAUUAUGCAGUCACAAAUGGUGACAAUGUGGUGACAAAUGGUGACAUGGCGGAUGUUGAUAUUGAUGUGGAGGACGAGGGGGAUGGAGGGGAGGAGGGUGGAGGGGAGGAGGGUAGAGCGGAUGGAAGGGAGGCGAGUGGAGAAGAGAGGGAUGACGUGAAGGAUGGAGGUGGCAAUAGACAGGCAUACAGGGAUUUGAAAGCACACGAAUGUUCUCCUGCGGCUAAUUCUCCUGCUGCUGGUGCCGCUGCUGCUGCUUCUCCUCCCCCUGCUGCCUCUGCCGCUGCUGCUGUUGUUGGUGCUUCUUCUGCAUUGAACAGUGAUAAUGUGGUGAUGAGUGGUCAUAAUAUGGUGACAAACGGUGAGGAUGCAGAUGACGAUGAUGAUGAUGAUGUGGUUGAGGUGACAGACUGCGUACAGGGAGAAGAGACAGAUGAAGGGAAGAGGGGUGGAGGGAAAAGGGAUGGAGAAGAGAAGGGUGGAGGGGAGAAGGAUGGAGGAGAGAAGGGUGGAGGGGAGAAGGAUGGAGGAGAGAAGGGUGGAGGGGAGAAGGGUGGAGGGGAGAAGGGUGGAGGGGAGAAGGGUGGAGAAGAGAAGGGUGGAGAGUUGAGCGACGGCAGUGGCAGUGGACGGGCAGACUGUGGUUUGAGGACAAUCAAACGUUCUCCUGCGUCUGUGUCUGCUGCCGCUGCUGCUGCUGCUGCUGCUGCUGCUGCUGCUGCUGCUGCUGCUGCUGGCGGCAGUGCUGGGAGGUGCUACUCACUUCGAUCUCGGCCAAAGAUCGGAUUCUACAGCGAGUCAGAGCUCAUGAGGGUGGGCAUCAGGCAGUGGACAAAGGAGAAGAGGCGACAACGAAAAGAGGGCGGUGCAAGGGGGAUGACUGGGAAAGCGAAGGAGGAGGGGAGGGAAGAGGAGGAGGAGAGCAGGAAGGAGGAAGAGGAGCGGAGGCAGGAGCAGCUUCAGGAGAGGGACAGAUGGGGCUUGCUGGGUAACUCGUUCCCAGUUGCAGUCAUCUCCUACCUGCUGACGCCCCUCCUCUCCCCCUCCCUGCGCCUUUCCUCAGCCCCGUGCGCCCUUCCUGACUGUGUCCCCCGCCACGUCACUCAAUCCAAGUGCGCUCUCAUGGCCCCUGGAGAGGUGUGGGCGGCCUACAGCUCGUCCAAGCUGCCCAAUUGGUAUGCCCUGAUUCUGUCCAUUCGGGGCGGCAGAUUUGACACCUAUUCGAUCCGCAAGCCGUCUCCGCUCUGCAUAACCUACCGUUACUUCGUUCUUGUGGAUGCUGAUUCUACUUCCGCACAACCCAAGGGCGCACUGCUGAAAGCGGCACACGCUAGCAUGACACUGUCUAACACUGCGCAGCGUGACUUAUUACAACAGAGCACAUUUAAUCACGAGGAUGCUGUCGGUGGUGGUGAAGGGGAGUGUGCGAUCGAGGAGAUCGGAUGCGAUUCGGCUAGCGAGGGUGAGGAGCAGAAGGAGGACGAUGACACUGAUAAUGAUGGGGAUGAAGACGAGGAGGAGGAGGACGACGACGACGAAUAUGAGCACACAUGGCAUGGAGCGGGGCUGUAUGAGAUGGAGCAGGAGACGCACACGGCCAACAGCCUCUCCGUCUUCAGCCACAGGGUGCGGCGGGUGAGGCGGAUAGCAGGAGGGCCGGGCAGGAGUCUGCAUGCGGUGCACCCGCAGCCGCACACCGUGUGGGCGCUCAAGUGGCCCUUCAAACGCGACUUCUCCCUCGUCUACGUGGUAACCAGCAGCAUUGAGUUCACCCCUCACACCCUCCCCUCCUCCAAGCAUCCCUCUGCCGCCUCUCCAUCGCCCUCCUCCCAGCCCUCCCCCACCCUAACCACUUCAUCCCGAGCCUCCAUCCGAGCCUUCUGUGCCACGGUGCGGGCUCUGGUGCGGCGGCGCAGUAUCCCAGUGGGAGGGGGCAGGGUGGACCCCCUGUACAGCGUGCAUGCGCACGAGUGGCAGGUGUGGGACGUGUCCGUGUUUGCCUUCGAGGCGCCGUUUCACUUCCAUGGCGAUGGGAACACGUUGGUUGUAGAGCCACAGAAUCAUAAGGAGCCGGAGUGAUGACACAAGGACAGGGCAGUGUGCCAGUAGAAGAGGACAUGCUAAACAGUCUGUGCAAUGUGCACACACAUGAGUGGCAGAUGCGGUACCUAGCUGCCUUCGCCUGGCACCGUUUCACUACCACCACGACAAUGAAAAUACUAUUGUGGUGGAGCCACAGAGCCAUAGGGAGCCGGAGUGAGAGUGUACUGUUAGCUACAAGGAAAAGAGUAGCAGCUAGCUAGUGUAUGCUAACCGAGGACCAUAUAAUCUGAUGUUGGUACCUAACAUGAUGUGAAUGUGAAGUAUCAAUAUAU